Molecule: messenger RNA, 3147 nt
Organism: Myxocyprinus asiaticus (Chinese sucker)
Lineage: Eukaryota; Metazoa; Chordata; Actinopteri; Cypriniformes; Catostomidae
Product: extracellular tyrosine-protein kinase PKDCC-like
Exons: 7
Coding region: 285-1886 (533 amino acids)
Biological process (GO): protein phosphorylation
Molecular function (GO): ATP binding; non-membrane spanning protein tyrosine kinase activity
Source: RefSeq, a predicted model, not a curated record
CGCAACGCGCAAGGAGGCAAGUGUCACCAUGAUCAGCCUUAGAUGGGGUGGAUCUUAAAUCCGCGAAAGGGCAUUAAUCAUAACUUCAAGAUGAAGUCCUGAACAUACGGCAUUCCACAUCCUUCCCUCGCGCAGCAUCAUAGACUUCCCUCGCGAUCCUGAAUCCUUUACGCUGCACCAUACUACACCAGCGCGCGGCCAGACUGCCUGCAGCUGCCAGGCUGGUAGGCGGAGGCUGGAAGGGGGGACACAUCUAUUUUCUGCUAAUAAUAAUAACCAACAAAAUGAAGCGGAGAAAGAUGAUGGUAGCGGCGGGCUUCUGCCUUUCGUUUUUAAUUGGCACGCUGAUGAACUUAUUGUUCAUUCCGGGAUUCGAGCACCACGGCGAGCGGCUUCAUCGCUACCACUACGAACAACAGCAGCAGCCCGGCGCGGACGCUCCUGCCCGGCUUCUCGUCGACGACCUGCCACCCGCUGAAGCGCAGUUCGAACCCACGGCGGCCGUCGGGCGACUACCGGAGAUCCAGCUGCAGAUACGCGAGAGAUUAGAUGAGGUGCUGCGUUACCGCCAGGGACGGGCGCACUGGCUCGGCACCGGAGACGCCGCACGACCGCUGGAGCGCAGGCGACUCAUGGACCUGGAGCAACGCAGCGACUGGGAAUCAUACAAAGCAAUUGAGAAAAACAAUAAUUAUCAACACGCCAGCGAUCGGUUUCAACCGACUCCCGCUGCAUCCAUAGCAACACAAUCACACCGGGAGUUUACGCGUGAACCGAUGCUCGGCUGCAGCAGUAUCGAUAACGUUACCAAUGUUCAGUAUCUGGGCUCGGGAUACACAAAGGCGGUGUACAAGGCGGCUUUGAACAGCAGCUUCUCCGUCGCAUUAAAAUCGGUAGAUUUCGGGAGUCACGAUAUGGAGAAUUGUGUGAAGAAAUACGCGUCUUCUCGGGACUGUUACAAACUCGCAUCCUUCAAAAUUGUCAAAGAAAUGACGCUGAUGGAGAGACUGCAGCACCCAAAUAUUCUCAAGCUGUACGGCUACUGCUACCAGGACAGCAAUGAUAUACAGGACACGGUGACGGCAAUCACAGAGUUGGGCAGCCCGCUGGAGAUGAUUCAGUUGCUGCAGAUGCCCUGGGAGGAAAGAUUCAGGAUCUGUUUGAGUCUGAUGAGGCUGCUACACUACUUGGCCCACUCCCCGCUUGGGUCUGUCACCCUGUUGGACUUCAGGCCACGGCAGUUCGUCUUGGUUGGGGGAGUGUUGAAAGUGACCGACCUGGAUGACGCCAGUGUUGAGGAGACACCCUGCUCACCCUCUUCUCCCUCUGAUUGCCUGAUGGAGUUCCCUGCUCGCAACUUCACCCUCCCCUGCCACAAGGGGCGUUGUCAGGGUAUCAACGAAAAGAGAAACCUCUACAAUGCGUACAGAUUUUUCUUCACCUACUUGUUACCACACAGUGCCCCCACACCACUGAGACCCCUUCUGGACAAAAUUGUGAAUUCAACAGGAGAGCUGAUCUGGGACACAGAUGAGACUCUGGUUCACCUCAAAAAGGUGUUGGAUAUGUACAGGAAUGGACAUUACCUGAAGAAUAACUCACAGACACACAAAACAGAGUAUAAACGUUUGUCAAGUGCAUCAAUAGCCGCAGAGAACUACCGCUGCUGGCCGUCCUAUCAACACGACGGAUGCAUGCUUUCAGUCUUCAGCGUCGAUGAAGCUAUUGAUGUGUGUGAGAGCCACGCCCAAUGCCGGGCCUUUGUCAUGACCAAUCAGAGCACUUGGACAGGUCAUCAACUCGUGCUUUUCAAAACUGGUGCAGCCAGCAUGACACCAGCUUCAGGCAAACUCACCUACAUACGACUGGGGACAGCUGAGCGCUGAACAGAGAGAAUGGCACAUACCAUCAUCAGUGUCUCCUGAUUGGCUCCUUCUGAAGACACGUAUGUUGCUGCUCAGGAUUCUGGGAAGAAGGUCACAAGAGAAAGCACCUUUCAGGAAGUUCGAUUUUCUGUUGUUGACUCACUCAGGCAGAGGUCAGCUGUGAACUACGGCCCAACCAAAGUGCAAUACUGCCUCUCUGAACCUGGGAUGGGAUGUUUGGUUCCCUCCCCGAGACUGUGAAUGUGUUUGUAUACCUGGCAGAGGUGCAGAGAGUGGUAUUUUGAGAUUGUCAUGGCAAGACACAAGAUAGUCUAAGUACACGUGUGUGUUUAAUGAAAACUGUCAAUAUUCUCUCUUUCUCUCAAUUCAUUCAUUCCCUCUUUCUGUCCCUGCUACAGACUCCUUCUUUGUUUUCGAUGAUAUUCAGCACUUUUUUUCCCAGGUGAAAUAGGGUCUAUUUGUUUGAGCUUUUAAAAGCUUUUUGCUUUGAUUUUUGGAAAUCUCUCAAAAUAUUUGCUCAUGUAAAACAAAUUCUUCUAUCAACUGAUGUGUCCAAAAACUGAUGUGUUCACCCAGACCAGCUUAAACAUGUAAUUUAUUUAAAUGAAUGUAAAUGUAAUAAAUAAAUUUAUUUUGCUGAAACAUUUCAAAAAGAUCUGUAGUAUCUGGAUCUUUGUUAUUACAAUCAAAGAAACAUCAGUUUUAUUAUGUCUGUUUUGGUCAUUAAACCUUUUUAUGUUCUUUUUUGUUUUAUUUUUCAAUGUUUUUAAUGUCACAGUGUAUUGACCAGGCCCACAUGGAAUUUGGGGCUGCAGAAUUCCACUAUUUUUUAAUUCCAUAAAUAUUAAAUAUUAUUAAAUAUUUUGGCUAAUUUGAUAGUACUUUCAGCUACCAAUAAGAGUGCAGUAAUAUCAGCCUCAUUUAAUACAUUUGCUUAUGUUUAAAUCCAUUCCACAAAAUCUGCAGAUUUCAUCUGGGCCUGGUAACAACACAUUUGAGAGUGUUAAUUGUGGUACUUCAAUUUUAGAUGGUGGAAGUUGGUGGUUAGUCAACCAAUCCCUUUGUGGUGUGAUAAAGUUUCCCAAGGAAAUGUCACAUCAGCUUAUUACUUGACAGGUGAAGGAGUUCAAGAGUUUUCUGCUUUCAGGGAAAGCACUGAGAAAAAAUGUACAUUUUCUUUUGAGUCUUAUGCUUGUGUUAUGUUUAUAUAAUUGCAAUGGUGAUGAUGAGAUUGAUAUUUUUAUAUGGAAAUAUAAAGUCA